Molecule: messenger RNA, 918 nt
Organism: Aspergillus chevalieri
Lineage: Eukaryota; Fungi; Ascomycota; Eurotiomycetes; Eurotiales; Aspergillaceae
Exons: 1
Coding region: 1-918 (305 amino acids)
Molecular function (GO): oxidoreductase activity
Source: RefSeq, a predicted model, not a curated record
AUGACUUCUACCCCUCGCCCCGACCCUAGCACCCUCCGAAACACAGUCGACAAAAAGGUCACCAUCGUCACCGGCGCAGCCAGGGGAAUCGGCUUUGCAACCGCCUCCCUUCUCGCCAACCACGGCGCCCGAGUAAUCCUCACCGACAUAUCAGACGAUGCGUUGAAAAUCGCAUGCUCGACUAUCGGCCUCGGAUCUACAUACAAGGCCUGCGACGUCAGCGACUGGGAAGCUCAAGAGGAGCUUUUCGACUGGACGGUUCGGAACUUCGGAUCUGUGGAUAUUGUCGUCUGCAAUGCUGCGGUGAACCCGGAGAUUGCACUCUUGCAGACGCAGGAUGCGGAUAGGCAGAGGGAGAUGGCUGGGAUGGUUGAGUAUAAUUACUUAGCGGAUGAGAGGAGAGAAGAGGCCGAAACCAGUGCUGGUUCGACAAGGCUCAAGAGGCCAUCUACGCGGGCAUUCGAUAUCAAUAUCAAUUCCGUUGUCUUCGGACUAAAACUUGCAAUCCACCACAUGAAAAGAAACGGAGGAGGAAGGGUUAUCGUGGUUGGAUCAGCUGGUUCCUAUUUGCCUGUUCCCACACAGUCUCUGUACACUGCGAGUAAACAUGCGGUUCUGGGACUGGUUCGGAGUGCAGCAAUGACCGCCGAAGUCAUUCAAUCCGGCAUUUCGAUCUCGAUAGUUGCACCCUGGUUAACUUUGACUUCUAUGGUUGACGGUCUCGAGGCUACUCGCAGUUCGCAUACGUUGAAGAGUUCCCCCGAGGAUGUGGCUUGGGCUAUUGCGCAUGCUGCUUCUGCGCCCGCGGGAGAUGUCAAUGGGAAGGGGUUCUGGAUUCAGGGAAAGGCGAUUAGUGAGGUUGAGGGUGCUUAUGGAAGACUGGCUGGUGAACUUAUUUCGCCGUUGAAUCGGUUUUAG